GAGGGGAAAAAAAACCCCGCUUUUGGUUGAGGUUUUCCUGUUACUAUCACUGUAGCGUUUAUUUAGCCAAUCUCCUAACUAUGACGUGAGGAAGGCAGGAAUCAUGGCUCGCUCAUAAUAUUUAACACACCCACUGAAAGCUGGAGCUGCAGAGCUACUAGUCCAACCAGUCUCCAGAAUUCAGUGUAGCUGAAAGAGGUUUUCACUCUGCACCUGCCAAAGAUCUCUCCCCCCUCUUUCCUUCUCUCCCCCCUUCUCUCUUCCUUUCUCUCUCUCUCUAAAAGGCAGAUCUGUAAGACCCAGCAGAGAUCAAAGACCUCUUCGCUAAAAAGAACCUCUACUGAUUUAUAUUAGUUUCUUUCCUCUAAUCCUUCCUUCUCCCCCCCUCUUUUUUUUCUGUGCCAUAUUUAACCUUUAUGUUGCAGUUGUGCCAUCAGACAGUUUUGCAGCCAAAAAAAACCAACCCAAGCCAAAGCAAAAGCCCAGCUCGGAUACAGCAGCCACCCAGACUCGAUCUCAGUUGAACAUACUAAUCUCUCCCAAGCACUGGACGCGAUGGACGAAGAAACUGGAACUGCUCUAAGAAAAUGAUUUUCCAGCCAAUGUUCUUAAAGAGUCUGAGAGAAGAGAGGGAGCGAGAGCGAGCGGAGAGCGCUUCUGCUGCAUCACUGCUCAAAUCCAAGGGAAGGGAGUCAGCGUUUCCAGCACAGCCAAAUAUUAUGGAUGAUUUUUUUUCUUCUGUCGCCUUUCCGCACAGUUCUUGAUGAUACUGAGAAAUGAGGACCUAUCGGGUUUAGCCUGUUUAUUUCUCGGCGCCUAUGGAGGUAACUUUAUUGACUUGAUCGCUCGCUUCCCGACCCGAGAGGAGCAACCCGGAGCCCCGGGGGGGGCCCGGCAGCCCCGCGCCCGCCCGGGCUCUCUCCGCCGCCGCCUCCCCUCCCUCCCCCUUCCCCCGGUAAUUCAUCAGCCGCCCCGGCCAUGAAAAUGCUCCUGGUCCGCAAGUUCCGGGUGCUCAUCCUGAUGGUGUUCCUCGUCGCCUGCACCAUGCACAUCAUGAUCGACCUCCUGCCGCGGCUGGAGCGCCGCGGGCCCGAGGGCCGCCCGGGCUGUUCCUGCCCGCCGCCCGCCGCCGCCGCGCCGCCCCGCGCCGCCCCGCGCUGGCCCAGCAAGCACACGCUGCGGAUCCUGCAGGACUUCAGCGCCGAGCCGGCCUCCAACCUCUCCUCGCAGUCGCGGGAGGCGGCGGCGGAGCGGGCGGCGGGCGGUGGAGGCGCUGGAGGCGGCGCGGGGGCGGUGGCGGCGGCGGGGAGGACGCGGCGGCUGAUCGGCCCCGGGGCGCCGCGCCCGCCGCCCCCCGCCGCCGCCGCCGCCGCCGCCCCGCUGGCCGCCCUCUUCGAGCACCCGCUGUACCGCGCCGCCCUGCCCCCGCUGGCCGACGGCGACCUGCUCUUCAAUGUCAACAGCGACAUCAGGUUCAACCCGCGGGCGGCCGAGCAGCCCGAGUGGCAAAAUGAAGAUCAUCAUGAAGAAUUUUUGCCAACAGGAGAAACCUCCAUAGACUCCUACCCAAACUGGUUAAAAUUCCACAUUGGCAUUAAUCGGUACGAGUUGUAUUCCAGACAUAAUCCUGCAAUUGAGGCUUUACUACAAGACCUUGUCUCCCAAAAGAUAACCAGUGUUGCGAUGAAAUCAGGAGGCACCCAGCUGAAGCUGAUCAUGACAUUCCAGAACUAUGGACAAGCAUUGUUCAAACCAAUGAAGCAAACCAGAGAACAAGAAACCCCGCCUGACUUUUUUUAUUUCUCAGACUAUGAGAGACAUAAUGCAGAAAUAGCAGCAUUUCAUCUGGACAGGAUCCUGGAUUUCCGUCGCGUGCCACCGGUUGCAGGUAGACUGGUUAACAUGACAAGGGAAAUACGAGAUGUUACUCGUGACAAGAAGCUGUGGAGAACGUUUUUCAUCUCACCAGCCAACAACAUCUGCUUCUAUGGGGAAUGUUCCUACUACUGCUCAACAGAGCACGCCCUGUGUGGAAAACCAGAUCAGAUUGAAGGGUCCCUGGCUGCUUUCCUACCAGAUUUGUCUUUAGCAAAAAGGAAAACCUGGAGAAACCCUUGGAGACGUUCCUACCACAAGCGCAAGAAAGCAGAAUGGGAAGUUGAUCCAGAUUAUUGUGAAGAGGUUAAACAAACACCCCCGUAUGACAGUGGGACCAGAAUUCUGGAUAUAAUGGAUAUGACAGUUUUUGAUUUCCUAAUGGGUAACAUGGAUCGACAUCACUAUGAAACCUUUGAGAAGUUUGGAAAUGAAACGUUUAUUAUCCACUUAGAUAAUGGAAGAGGGUUUGGAAAAUAUUCCCAUGAUGAACUUUCCAUAUUGGUGCCUUUAAACCAGUGCUGCAGAAUAAGGAAGUCUACCUAUCUGCGAUUACAGCUGUUAGCCAAGGAGGAAUACAAACUCAGUCUCUUGAUGAAAGAAUCUUUGCUAAAAGAUAAAAUAGCUCCGAUUCUCUACCAGCCUCACUUGGAGGCGAUGGACAGGCGGCUACGGAUUGUCCUCAAGGCUGUUAGUGACUGUAUAGAAAAGGAUGGUUAUGACAAUGUGGUUGAAAAUGACUUUAACACUGAUGUUAACACUGUUACGACCGAGAGGUAGUGAAAUCGCAAGACUACGUUUUUACCAGCCAAGUAAAGAAGAUUCAAAGAGGAAAAAAAAGAAAAAGAAAAUAAAAA
This is a messenger RNA of Neopelma chrysocephalum (saffron-crested tyrant-manakin), 2732 nucleotides long. RefSeq names its product FAM20C, golgi associated secretory pathway kinase (gene FAM20C). Bases 979 to 2655 code for a protein of 558 amino acids. Gene Ontology annotation, biological process: protein phosphorylation. Gene Ontology annotation, cellular component: Golgi apparatus. Lineage: Eukaryota; Metazoa; Chordata; Aves; Passeriformes; Pipridae. Gene Ontology annotation, molecular function: protein serine/threonine kinase activity. The record is from RefSeq and is a predicted model, not a curated record. The transcript has 11 exons.